Messenger RNA from Opisthocomus hoazin, 3147 nucleotides. The record is from RefSeq and is a predicted model, not a curated record. Lineage: Eukaryota; Metazoa; Chordata; Aves; Opisthocomiformes; Opisthocomidae.
AUGGUUUUGGAUGACCUACCGAACUUAAAGGAUACAUGUGCCUCCUUGUACUCCUCAGCUAUGGAAGACUUAGAGGUGGAUUUUGAUUCAGGACUGGAGGAAGAUGAACUGAAACAGGAGGCUGCUCCUGAGGAUUCCACGAUCUUUCUAGCUUUUAAGGGAAAUAUAGGUGACAGAGACUUUGAGCAGAAACUAGACGUCAUAUUGGAGAAUGUGCCUGGCCUGUUACACAUGGAAUCUGACAAGUUAAAACUGCAGAAGAUAGAGCCUUGGAACAGUGUCCGCGUCACCUUCAACAUACCCCGUGAAGCUGCUGAGCGGCUGCGAAUUCUGGCUCAGAAUAACAACCAACAGCUUCGUGACCUGGGAAUUCUCUCAGUUCAGAUUGAAGGGGAAGGCGCUAUCAAUUUAGCGUUAGCUCAGAACAGAAGCCAGGAUGUCCGAAUCAAUGGGCCCCUGGGAGCGGGCAGCUCGGUGCGAAUGGAAACAGCGUUUCCCAUGCAGGGGGGACAAGGUUUAAUAAGAAUGAGCAAUGCUGCGGCUGUCAUGAUGUCCCAGAGUGGAAAUGUGCCCUCCUCUAUGGUGGCGAGUGGUGCUAGUGCUGAGCUGCAGCCAAGAACACCUCGGCCUUCCUCACAGCCAGAUGCAAUGGACCCACUCUUAUCUGGGCUAAAUAUCCAGCAGCAAAAUCAUCCAUCUGGAUCUUUAGCUCCCCAGCUCCAUUCAAUGCAGUCAGUUCCUGUAAACAGGCAGAUGAACUCAGCCAACUUUCAGCAGCUACAGCAGCAGACGCAGUUGCAGACACGUCCUCCCCAGCCACAUCAGCAGCCACAGCAGGGUAUUCGACCUUCAUUUACUUCACCAGCACAGGUUCCAGUUCCCCCUGGCUGGAACCAGCUUCCUUCUGGAGCACUUCAGCCUCCUCCAACCCAGGGAGCACUGGGUACAUUGACAGUAAACCAGGGUUGGAAAAAGGCCCCGUUGCCUGGACAAAUGCAGCAGCAGCUUCAAGCAAGACCGUCUCUAGCAACAGUACAAACUCCUACUCAUCCUCCACCUCCAUAUCCUUUUGGAAGCCAGCAAGCUUCCCAGGCUCACUCAAACUUUCCCCAAAUGAGCAAUCCUGGCCAGUUUACUGCUCCUCAAAUGAAAAGCCUUCAGGGAGGGCCCUCACGGGUUCCCGCACCACUACAGCAACCCCACCUGACCAACAAGUCUCCUGCUUCCUCUCCCUCCUCCUUCCAGCAGGGAUCUCCUGCAUCAUCUCCAACAGUUAACCAGACGCAGCAGCAGAUGGGACCAAGGCCUCCCCAGAGUAGCACGCUUCCCCAGGGAUUUCAGCAGCCUGUCAGUUCUCCUAGUCGUAAUCCUAUGGUGCAGCAGGGGAACGUGCCCCCCAGCUUCAUGGUGAUGCAGCAGCAAAACCAAGGUCCUCAAGGUUUACACCCUGGUUUAGGAGGAAGGCCCAAGCGCCUUCCGCCAGGGUUCCCUGCAGGCCAGGCCAACCAGAACUUCAUGCAAGGUCAGGUGCCUUCCACAGCUCCAGGAACACCGGUGAACAGCGGAGCGCCGCAGCUGCAAACCAGCCAAAACGUGCAGCACACAGGUGGCCAAGGAUCUGGACCUCCUCAAAAUCAGAUGCAAGCACCACAUGGCCCACCAAAUAUGAUGCAGACCAAUCUAAUGGGACUUCAUGGCAACAUGAACAACCAGCAGGCUGGUGCUAGUGGGGUGCCACAAGUUAACAUGGGCAACAUACAGGGACAGCCUCAGCAAGGACCACAGUCUCAGCUUAUGGGAAUGCAUCAGCAAAUUGUGUCCUCUCAAGGACAGAUGGUAAACAUUCAGGCUCAGGGAUCACUGAACCCUCAAAACCAGAUGAUACUUUCUCGAACUCAGCUCAUGCCGCAAGGCCAAAUGAUGGUGACGCCACAAAACCAAAAUCUUGGUCCUUCUCCCCAAAGGAUGACCCCACCCAAACAGAUGAUUCCCCAGCAGGGACAACAGAUGAUGCCUACACACAAUCAGAUGAUGGGACCUCAGGGCCAGGUCUUGUUACAGCAAAACUCGAUGAUGGAACAGAUGAUGACCACUCAGAUGCAAGGAAAUAAACAGCCUUUUAGUACUCAAAACCAGUCCAAUGUUAUGACGGGGCCAGCUCAGCUGAUGAGAGGACCAACCCCAAAUGUGCAAGGAAACAUGGUGCAGUUCACUGGGCAGAUGAUGGCACAGCAAGGCCCUGUGAAUGGUAAUCCUUCUCAGGUUAUGGGAAUUCAAGGGCAAGUUUUAAGACCCGCUGGGCCUGGUCCUCACAUAUCUCAGCAACUUGGGGAUGCUGCUACUACAACAAAUAAUGACGUGAACUUGACGCAGAUGUUACCUGAUGUUCCUGUGCAGCAGCCAAACAUGGUGCCUUCUCAUAUGCAAACAAUGCAAGGAAACAGCAGUGCUUCAGGGGGUCAUUUCUCUGGCCAUGGGCUGCCUUUCAAUACGGGGUUUAGUGGAACGCCGAAUGGGAAUCAGAUUUCCUGUGGGCAGAAUCCUGUUUUUCCUGUCAAUAAAGAUGUUACGCUCACAAGUCCACUCUUGGUUAACCUUCUGCAAAGCGAUAUAUCAGCAGGACACUUUGGUGUGAACAACAAACAAAAUAAUCAGAAUGCCAACAAGCCGAAGAAGAAGAAGCCUCCAAGGAAGAAGAAAAAUAAUCAACAACUGGAACAAACGACUUCUUCAGAACCGCGUCCAGCUGGCCUGGAGGAGAGUGAUCAGUCAUCGAUGUCUGGAGAACAAGGGAUUAAUUUGGAUAAUUCAGGCCCUAAGCUUUCAGAUUUUGCAAGUAGACCACCAGCAUCUUCGCAACAUUUAACACAGAAAAAAAGUUCAGUUGCAACAUCAGAAAGUACUGUUCAAAGAACAGAACUUGAAACAAAUGCUCCAGUAGUUGCUGGUCAAAGUAAUGAGACAAAAGAGAAUUGUGAAAAGUCUAAAACUCCAAGUAGAAGAAAUUCAAGAACAGAGGAUUCUGCCGCUUCACAGGAAACUGUAGAGAAUGGCCAGCGCAAGAGGUCCUCCAGACCAGCGUCUGCAUCCAGCACUGCAAAAGGUGUAACGAGUGCAAUGCAGUCAAAAAGAAGAAAAUCCAAGUAA